CAACUAUCAUCAUGGGAAAACGGAAAAGGGAAUUUUCGGAAUGUUCCCGAGCACAGAAAUUCAGGCGGGUUGCCAAUGUGCGUCGGUGUCGUUUGAGGAACCAGAACUCAAGUUCUGAAGAUGAAGAUAAUGCAGCCAAUGCCAGGCGGGGAUUACAGUGGGAGGCAGUGCCUCGAAGUAGUCAAGGUAAUGGGACGCUCUGUAACGAGAAUGAUCCUAUCAACUCCAACAGCUGUAAUGAGGAGGCGCCCAGUCCACCUCCACCUGAACCAAACAUGGAUAAUGGCUUUGUACCGGAGCCAAGAAAUUGUGAAGUGGAACCACAACCUGUCAUCAAUAAUUGUGCUCCCCCUGAUUCUGAUCCCAGUGAGCCAAGUGAUAAUGAUGACAGUUCACACAGUUCUUCAAGCAGUGACAGUGCUCAAGAAAGUGACUUCGGGGACACAGAUGACGAAGAUGAAGAUGCUGGUGAUGAAGAUGCUGAUGAUGAAGAUGGUGGUGAUGAAGAUGGUGGUGAUGAUGAUGAUGGUGGUGGUGGUGAUGACGAUGAUGACGAUGGUGACGAUGGUGAUGAUGGUGACGAUGGUGGAGGGGGAGGGGGAAGUGAAAGUGAGGAUGAGAACGAUGAUGGUGUUUACAAUGAUGCUCGAUUGUACCCAGGAGCACCAAUUUCAGUCACGGAAAGUAUGCUGUCAAUUUUGUCCCUUAGUCUUGCGCAUAAUUUAUCUGAUUCAUGUCUGACAGAUAUUUUAGAAUUAAUUGCAAUGCAUUGCCCACAAGAAAACUCUUGCCCCACUUCCCUUUAUAAAUUUAAAAAGUUCUUCUCAAACUUAAAAUCCCCAGUCAAUCGUCGCUAUUUUUGUUCAAUUUGUUUUGAAUCAGUUGAUAAUGCAAAUGACAUCUGUCCACGUUGUCAGGUACAUAGAAAAUUGGAUAGUUAUUUGCAAAUGCCUGUUAUUCCUCAGAUUAAGGGACUCUUUAAACGCCCCGGUUUCUAUGAAAAAAUAAUGAACCAACAUAAUAGAAGGAAACAGGUAGAAGGUAAUUAUGAAGAUAUUUAUGAUGGGUCAGUCUAUCAAAACUUAAAAAACCCUGGCAAUUUACUAGCUGCUGAAAAUAGCUUUUCUCUUACUUGGUACACAGAUGGAGUACGCAUAUUUAGAUCCUCUAAAAGUGAAAUCUGGCCAUUUUACUUGACCAUUAAUGAAUUGCCUUACCGUGAUCGAACUAAAAUUGAUAAUGUAAUUAUAGCUGGUCUAUGGUUUGGGAAAACGAAACCACUUGUUAACCAUUACUUGAAAUUUAUCCAACAUGAUUUACGUGCUCUUCGGAAUGGGGUGGAUGUUAUUGUUCCUAAUAGGAUGGAAAGAAUACGGGUGCGAGGUGUAGUGAUGUGUGGGACUUGUGAUUUACAUGCUAAAGCUAAAUUCUUAAAUAUGAAACUGUACAAUUCAAGAUUUGGGUGCCAGGUUUGCAAGAUAGAAACUGUUAGAGAGCAUCCAGGGAGGUUAAAAAGAAUUUACCCGUUUGAGUAUAAUUUAAAUUUAAGAACUGAUGAGGAGCACAGAAUGUUUGCGCGUCAAGCUCAAGCAUUAAACCGUCCAGUAAUGUGUGUCAAGGGACGCAGUGCUCUAUCAACAUUUGUUGCAAACCCAAUAGAAUCGACAGCAGUUGAUGUUAUGCAUAAUACGUUCAUGGGCGUUUCUAAAUUUUUAGGUCAGGUCUGGUUUCACAAAGAUCAUGUAGGUCACCCUGCUUCUCUUCAUCCCCAUGUUAGGUUGAUAGAUAACAGACUUCAAUCAGUGAAGGCCCCUGACUUUCUUCAAAGGCAACCUCGUUCCAUAGGUGACCACUUUAGUUACUGGAAUGCUUCUGAGCUGAAGGCAUGGUUGAUGGUUUACUCUCUUCCUCUGUUGGAGGGUGUAAUGCCAGAGCCUAUCUUUACACAUCACAAACUUCUUGUAUUUGGUAUCUCUCUUUUAUGUAGAAAUAGUGUAUCACCUGAGAUGGUUCGUUUGGCUUCACGUUUGUUGGCAGAAUAUGUGAACAGAUUCCAACUUGUGUAUGGUUUGACUUACAUGUCUCCCAAUGUCCACUUACUCCUCCAUCUACCUCUUGUUGUGGAGAGGUUUGGUCCAUUGUGGACAACAUCAUGUUUUCCAUAUGAAAGUUGUAAUGGUGUCUUGAAAAGAUUAGUGUCUGGUACCAGACAUGCAGAAUUCCAAAUCCACAGCUCUGCAUCUAUGUUUCUCAACCUCACUGCAUACAGAACUGGUCGCCUGGAACCAGGAGGGAAGCCAUUCAAAUUCUGUGAGAAACUAAACCACUUCAGAAAAAAGUAUAAUCUAACUGUAAUGAUAAAUGACAGAAUGGCAGUGGUUGGUAAGAUGCAGCGGGUAGUGGAUUUGCCUGAAGACAUUCUUCAGGAACUGGAACAUCUCCCAAUGGAAAAUAGAAAUUAUUUUGAAUUCAAAAGGUUAUUUAACACACAGCUAAAAAUUAUUUUUUCAUCCAUGUCUCACAAUAGAGGUUCUAAAACUAACUCUACCUGUUUAAAGUACCAUUUAAAUGGCGUUGAAGCUUUUGGAAUUGUUCACUCUUAUCUUAAAAUAACGGAAUGCAACUGUGUAGCUGCUUGUGAGUGUGGUGGUACAUUUUUAGCCAUCAUUAAGAAAUGUGUUGUUGCACCAGCUUAUCGGGUACUGCCUUAUGGUGUUGUCCCUCUAAUAUAUACCUGUAGACAAGUUGACAGUUUUGUGGCAGUUCCUAUUGAAAAUCUUAUUUAUGUGUGUUACCUGAUUGAUGUAAGGGACAGAAACUCGACUUAUAUUGUUGAACCGAUGAAUACCCAUGAAAUUGAGUAGAAAGUUGCGGUAUUACAAGUUAUGUGGUAUUUUCAAAUGCCUGUUAUAUGUUUUAGUUUUUGUGUGAGUGUGAGUCUUGUGACGCAUGUUGUAUAUAGUUUCAUUUGCCUGUAUAGUAUUGCAUGCUGCAUAUGCAGUGGUCAUGUGGUAGGAAAUCAACUUAAUUGAUUCCCAAUAACAUAUCUCAUUUUAUUUUUUUGGCCUGUGCUUUUGCUUUUGAGAAAUUAUCUUGCUAUAGCUGUGUGUGCUGGCAUUUUUAGAAUACACUCUAAAAGGCAACAUACUGAAAGUUAUUUAUCUGCCCAGCCGUACUAUUACUGGUCACAUAUUGUUUGUAUUGUUUCACAUACUUUUUUUUCUUUUACUGUUAAUAUCUGUUUAUUUUCACCCCAAGAAUUUGUUAUCAGUUUCUGUUAUAUUCAUGUUGAAGUAUUAUGUAUACUGUCCGAAGAUCCACUAAAGUCAUUCCUCCUUUUGUGCUCCAUCUAUUCUUGUUCGUUCAGCACGCAACAAUUAUCUUUAUCUUUUAAAAGUUCAGCCAUGCUCAACAGUCGUUACUUGUCCCAAGGGUUAAAAUUUGUGUAUAUUCUUAGGUAUUUGAUUUCAUUAAGAUUAAUGAUAUCGCACCUUUCUUUGUUAGUUAUUUUAGUUGUUAAUUUUAGUCUAGCCAUGUGCAUGAUCAGGAAAGUGGAACCAAGUUCAGCCAAAUCUGCACAUGAAUGUUGACAAAGGUUUUUGCAAACGCUCAGCCCAAUUUUAAUUUUUUAACCCGUUUUAGUUGUUAAUUUUAGUUUAGCCUUGUGCAUGAUCAGGAAAGUGGAACCAAGUUCAGCCUAAUCUGCAAUUUAUU
This is a messenger RNA of Frankliniella occidentalis (western flower thrips), 3714 nucleotides long. RefSeq lists its product as uncharacterized. The transcript is spliced from 2 exons. Bases 12 to 2864 code for a protein of 950 amino acids. The record is from RefSeq and is a predicted model, not a curated record. NCBI's taxonomy places the organism in Eukaryota, Metazoa, Arthropoda, Insecta, Thysanoptera, Thripidae.